UGUUGGGAAACACUCAAACCAUCCUACGCUAUAAGAUAUAGCUACAAUUCUAAUUAAACAGCUAUAUAUAAGCCUCCUUCAGCCUCCUAUAUCCUCUCUGCUCCAUAAUCUUUUUAUAUAUAUCGAUUUCAACUACUUUUGACUGCAGCAUGUUUAGUGGUGGAUUCAAAAUUUGAAGUACUUUAUUAUUUAUAUUAGGUUUGCCCUCGAAGCAUCACUGGGUGGGUUCUUCCAAACUUGCGAACAUGCUAUGUUGCACUUCGUCGCACAGCACCUUACUGAGACACUCUCCACCAGGUCCUCCACCUCCGCCCAAUUUGGGGCCAUCGCCGCCGCCAGCGCCACCUCCAGGCCUAUAUAAUGCACCGCCACCACCUUUUCCUCCCCCAGAAGUAGUACAUGUCAGUGAAUAUGCUCCUCCGCCUCCCCCGCCUCCAUUUCUAGGGCCACCACCACCAGCUCCGGGACCACCUCCUCCACCGUAUAAUUAUGAUCUUUUUGGUCCAUCCCAACCGUUGAACUACUUUAACCCACCUUACUAGAGCUCCGCUCGGAAGAUGCAUAUAAUACAUAAGUUGGAGAAAAUAUAAUCAAGACUCAAAAGGUGACUGGAUGAGUGAUGAAGACAGGUUGGAUCACCGAGACAGUUCACAAAGUACUGUCUUAAUUAAUAGUACUGAGUAGUAAGGGUGAUGUGUUUGUAUGUAUAUAUAUGUGACUUUUUUUUGUUUUGUCCCUCCAGCUUCGGUUUCUUUGCUCUCUUGGUUAUUCGAACCCAACCACCUGAGCAACCCCGGUUAUCAUGUAUGUGACUCAAUAUAGCUUCUUGUCUACUGUCUAUUGUCUACUAGUACUCUUGCUGUUGGUUAUAAAAAGGAUCGUUUUCCUCCUCA
Molecule: messenger RNA, 893 nt
Organism: Capsicum annuum
Lineage: Eukaryota; Viridiplantae; Streptophyta; Magnoliopsida; Solanales; Solanaceae
Product: leucine-rich repeat extensin-like protein 3
Exons: 2
Coding region: 246-542 (98 amino acids)
Source: RefSeq, a predicted model, not a curated record